AUGGAAAAUUCUAGCGUUAUCCCUGAACAAAUAGACUUACAAACUGAAGAUAGUCAAUCCGAUAAGGAGAAAGCUAUUACUCCUGACCCUAUAACUGGAAUAGAUCAUAACUCAACCCAGGUCCAAAAAACUGAAUCAUCUACAAUCUCUUUGUCACAAAAUAUUGUCGAUAACGAUAUGGAUGAGAUUCUUGAUUUUGUAGAAAUGAAAUAUAAAGAACAUGUUAGUAAAGCGAUAAUGGAGAAAAUUAGGAAAAAGAAACUUCGGGAUCAAAAUUCAUUUUUGGAUAGUACUUCAUCGGAAUCAUCCUAUGAAAAUCAAAAUCUGGAAUCAUCUAUAAUAUCACAAUCUAUCUCUAAUAGUUUUGAAUUAUCUUCGGAUAAUAAUUUACCAUGUGAUUCUGAGUCUAAAUUACCCACUAAUAUAUCAUCUAAUCAGAGGCACGAAGCGCUUUGCUUCACAAAAAUUCCUUAUAAUCAAAAAGUAGAACAAGGUUUAAGACUCGAACUAUCUAGUUGCAUCAAAGAUAAUAACCACAAGAUUAGUAAAGUAUCUGAUGUUCAAAUCCCUGAAUUCUCUUUAGAAGCGAUUUUAUCAGGAUCUAAUAGUGUUACAUUGCAAAAUAUCAUUAAUCUAUUUAGGGCACAGAAUGCCAUUUCUUCCAAAAUAAAAGUGAUCAGUGUGACAAAUUGUCACGCACAUAUGUCAGAUCCAUCUAGCACAAAUGAUAUAUCAGAUACUAAGAAAGUAUUACCGGAAACUGGGAUAAAUGUAUUGCCUUCAGAUACAAAAACUGAUGUUAUUAAACCAUCUGUAUCUUGA
Ambispora gerdemannii is the source of this 822-nucleotide messenger RNA. The record is from the annotation of a GenBank genome assembly. Lineage: Eukaryota; Fungi; Glomeromycota; Glomeromycetes; Archaeosporales; Ambisporaceae.